This is a messenger RNA of Ipomoea nil (Japanese morning glory), 593 nucleotides long. RefSeq lists its product as uncharacterized. The record is from RefSeq and is a predicted model, not a curated record. The transcript is spliced from 3 exons. The coding region runs from base 54 to 392 and encodes 112 amino acids. NCBI's taxonomy places the organism in Eukaryota, Viridiplantae, Streptophyta, Magnoliopsida, Solanales, Convolvulaceae.
GAGGAUUUCAUCCCUAACCAUUCUCCUAUCCUCCAUCUCCACCGUACCCCGCCAUGGAUGUCCAUAGGGAGGAGAGGCCUCGGAGGUCAUCAGUGCCACAAUUUGGGGGAUGGGAUCAGAAGAAAGGAGGCGGCGAGGAGUGUACAAAUUACACACUAGUUUUUACGCAAGCCAGAGAGGACAGGAAGCAACACAAGAGCGAAUUACCCACUCACCCACCCCCUCCCCCUCCCCCUCAUAUUUCCGCCUUCUCAGCCCCGCCUCCCCACUAUAAACAACAACAUUAUCAACCUCAUCAUCAUCAGAACACUACUUUUGCCGCCAUUUCUGAGGAUGCUUCUCUUAAGAGGAAAAAGUGGUUUCUUUCCUACUUUAGCUGUUUUAGAGGGUGAUUAAUGUAAUGUACAUCCCAACCUGGAAGGAAAUGGAUAACAUGUAUGUAUAUCAUCUAUGACAUGAUCACAGAUGUUCAAAAUGCUUUGUAAUCGGUAGAGAUCACAUCGAGCUGUAUUGUAUGCAGUUUUUAUAAUAUAACAUGAAAUUGGAGUUAAUUUCACAAGAUGUCCUUUGUCUUUUGACUAUUAUUUUUUGGA